UCUCUAUCGAAAAUCUCCAACUUUUUUUGUUUUAUCAGAUUGUAGAAUUAGGGAAGAGACUUUCGCAAGCAAUCUAGAAGCAAAUCGAUUCCCAAAUCUCCGGAUUAUUUGCAAGAUUCAUUCCCAAAUAAUCUUCCCCAGAUUCUCCACUUCUCCAGACUCGAACAGGUAUUAAUUUGUAUUGAGUGGAUUAGAUUUCAAGAUAUGAGAGCCACACUGGCGUUCUAAUUUCACUGUUUCGUAUUUUUAUUAAUCAGCUUGAAGAAGACGACGAAGAUAUGGCUACAUCGAAGAAAAUGAUCACACGUGAAGAAUGGGAGAAGAAACUAAAUGCUGUGAAGCUUAGGAAAGAAGAUAUGAAUACUUUGGUGAUGAAUUUUCUUGUGACUGAGGGAUAUGUUGAAGCUGCUGAGAAAUUCCAAAGGGAGUCUGGAACCAAACCAGAGAUUGAUCUUGCGACCAUCACUGAUCGAAUGGCUGUUAAAAAGGCUGUCCAAAACGGAAAUGUCGAGGAUGCGAUUGAAAAAGUGAAUGAUUUGAAUCCUGAGAUACUAGACACGAAUCCCGAGCUCUUUUUUCAUCUUCAGCAACAAAGGUUGAUAGAAUUAAUUCGACAAGGGAAGACAGAUGAGGCCUUGGAGUUUGCUCAGGAGGAACUUGCACCACGUGGCGAAGAAAACCAAGCGUUUCUGGAAGAAUUGGAAAAAACUGUAGCCCUACUUGUUUUUGACGAUGCCUCUACCUGCCCGGUUAAAGAGCUUCUUGACCUUUCCCACCGCCUUAAGACAGCAAGUGAGGUAAAUGCAGCGAUUCUUACAAGCCAGAGCCACGAAAAAGAUCCUAAACUUCCAAGCUUGUUGAAGAUGCUGAUUUGGGCUCAAAAUCAACUGGAUGAGAAGGCAGUGUAUCCGCACAUUAAUGAUUUGUCUACUGGUCAGCUCGAAGACCCGUCAGAAUGAUUCCGUACUUCUUUCUGCAAUUGAAAAAUAGUAGCAAAAAGGAACAAUGAAUGGUGCUCUUCUCUUCCCUUCAAUCUCAAUUUCUUAUAAUUCAUAUGCUUUCUGCUUUUCCUUUUCUUCUGCAUCGGGAUUUGUUGGACCCGCAAUUGUUAGGAUAUGUGGAGGGGAACAUAAGCUGUUGUAGGCAAUGAUUUAUUCUAGUCAAAUGUUCUUAUUAUCAACAUAUUUCAUAACUCCUUGCAUAUGUGCAUUUGAUUUGAAUGAAGUUAUCGACUUUUGUUUGGAUC
This is a messenger RNA of Arabidopsis lyrata subsp. lyrata, 1246 nucleotides long. RefSeq names its product glucose-induced degradation protein 8 homolog. NCBI's taxonomy places the organism in Eukaryota, Viridiplantae, Streptophyta, Magnoliopsida, Brassicales, Brassicaceae. Gene Ontology annotation, molecular function: protein binding. Gene Ontology annotation, biological process: proteasome-mediated ubiquitin-dependent protein catabolic process. Bases 279 to 959 code for a protein of 226 amino acids. The record is from RefSeq and is a predicted model, not a curated record. The transcript is spliced from 7 exons. Gene Ontology annotation, cellular component: nucleus; cytoplasm.